Messenger RNA from Plectropomus leopardus (leopard coralgrouper), 1108 nucleotides. The record is from RefSeq and is a predicted model, not a curated record. NCBI's taxonomy places the organism in Eukaryota, Metazoa, Chordata, Actinopteri, Perciformes, Serranidae.
GAUGAAACAGAGAUACCUCGUCGGCAAAAUGAACGUUCCUGACGAGAAGGAGGGAGGUCACGAUGAGGUCACGAUGGAGACGCUCGCUGAGACGUGCAUCGAGAAGAGCCUCCUGCUCUUCAGAUUCGCCGCCUGCCAGGACGGCGACUCCUCCAAAGCCGCAGAGGGGAGCGCUGCUCCACUGCUCCGCUCCAGCUCCAUCUCCGAGGGCGACUUCCAGGCCAGCUGCGCUCAGGGAGCUCAGACCGCGGCGUCUGAGGAGGCCGGCGAAGCCCGGCCGGGACCCAGCCAGCCCUCCUCGUCCUCCUGUGGGCCCGGCAGGCAGGGCCACAGGGGCUCCACGGAGAGCCUGUCCUCCCAGCAGGGGGAGCCGGCCUCACCCUCCGCCUUCCCCCGAAAAGCCCCGUUCAGCCGGGCGCGCCUGCGCCUCCUGUCCUGCCGAUCCAUAGAGGAGCCCCGCAUGGCCCCCUCCGUCAAGGACCGCCACCCGAUCCUGAAACACAUCCUGAACUUCAUGAGGGACCAGGCGCUCACAACCGCCAGCAUCCUGCAGACGCUGUCGCUGAGCAGAGCUCAGGCUGUGAGUGUGUGUAAGGUCCUGGAGAUGGUCCGGCAGUGUUUGCAGUCUCUGGGGAAACCUCACCUCUUCCAGGCGCCGUGCAUCCUCUUCCUGCAGGAGCUGCUGGCCUGCCAGAAAGACUUCACCGGUUAUUUCUCCCAGCUGUCGGACAGCGGGCAGAAGCUGGGCGAGGAGGUGAGGCGCUCCUACCAUCAGCUGGUGCUCAUGCUGGUGGAGGCGGUUCAAGGCUUCAGCGGCCUCAAUGAGAAAGCUCUGCUGCCGGCCCUGUCCUGCGUGCAGACCUGCCUGCUGCACCUCCUGGACAUGAGCUGGGAGGUCCACGACCUCCCGCUGUUCCUGGACAUCAGGCUGCCCGACCUCCUGCUCAGCAUGUCGCAGGAGAACAUCAGCGUUCACGACAUCGCCAUCAGGUAACGCCAGACACGCCUGAGAAAACACAUCAGCGCGCAGCGUGCAAAGAAAAGCUUUUAUUUGUGUCUGUUUCCAGUCUCUCAAAAUCUACAAUUCUAAAUAUCAAGAUAUUUUUUA